UUAUAGUAAGAAAAGUAAAUACCACAUGGGCCACACGCAAGUUUAAUAAUAUAAUGGAUCUACAGCUUAAUGUUUAAGAUACACAGCACAGUUUGAAUUGCGGAGCGAACUGGGAUUAAAGCGCGCAUGCGCAGGCACAGCUGAUGUCAGUCAGUGCCUGGUCGUGAUUACCACGUGCACGGAAUUUAUUUGUUGUUGUGGUGUUUUUUUAUUUAUUUUAAUUUUUAUUGAGUUAUAUUGAGUGUUUUAAAGUUGCAAAAAUAGUGAAGUUUUUUUAAUGACACUCGGAGAUAUGAGUCUUAUGUUAAAUAUCUCUUCGGCCUCUUCGCCGAAGACAGAGGCGCGGAAGGGCUCAAAUAAAAAUACCACUAAAAAAUCAAUAGAAGAAAAAAAAGUGACUAAUAAAAAUGAAGAUAGUAAAAAAAGAGUUAAGCAAAAAUCAUUGGCGGCAAUUGUUGCUCAGAAUCGAAGCCGUGUAACUAAACUUGCUGCGACAAAUGCAGAUUCUAAUGUAAAGUUAACUGGAAUUUUAAAAAAUAAAAGUAAAGAUAAAGAAGAAAAUAAAAGUAGUGAACUGAUUACUUUUGUAAAACCUUCGUCGACUGGCUUAAAAACAAUUUUAGCUAAACCGAAAGUUGACAAGGCUAGUAAAUCUUUGGCUGAUAUUUACAACACAAAAUCAGAUGAUAAAUCUAGUAAAGUAGCUGAUACUUUUAAUAAAAAAUCUAAAUCAGAUUCUAAUUUGUUAUUGAAUUCCACUGUUACUGACGAUUCGCGAGAGAAAAAAACUGAAGAGUUGCCUGUAAAAAAUUUUACUGAUGACAGAUCGAAUUUUAAAAACAAAAGAUUUGGCGAUAACUCAAGAGCUAAAAAUAAUAAUGAAAAAAAAUACGAUAAAGAACGAGUUUAUAAUAACAAACCGUCUGGAAAAAUAUCCUCGCUGUUUGGAAAUAAUCCAGAUAUUCCAAAAAUUGGGCAAAGACUUGUUAAGCCGGUUAAUGAACCAGUUUUCAGUAAAGUCACAUUCGCUGAACUUGGUAUUCAUCCACAUGAAGUAUCGAAUUUAGAGAAAAAUAUGGAAAUUUUUCAUGCAACAAUAGUCCAGCAAAAAUCAAUCCCUAAAAUUUUAUCUGGAAAAGACGUUUUAGUUAGAUCUCAAACAGGUUCCGGUAAAACUUUAGCCUACGCACUGCCGAUUGUUGAGUCAUUGCAGAAAAUAAGACCGAAAUUAUCGCGAAAUGACGGACUAAAGGCUUUAGUAGUCGUACCGACCCGUGAAUUAGCUCUCCAGACUUACGAGUGUUUCAUAAAACUAAUUAGGCCUUUUACGUGGAUUGUACCGGGAUACUUAGUUGGUGGAGAGAAGAGAAAAGCUGAAAAGGCUAGAUUGAGACGUGGUUGUACUAUUUUAGUCGCUACACCAGGUAGAUUAUUGGAUCACAUAAAGAACACUGAAGCCUUGAGAGUAAAUGAUGUCAACUGUUUGGUGUUGGAUGAAGCUGAUCGCAUGCUCGACAUGGGUUACGAGAAAGAUAUAUCCGAAAUUGUGUCUGCGUUAAAUGUAUCACAGUCGAACGAGAGCUCUGGGUAUGAUCCGAUGAAGUUACUUCGUCAGAACUCCGUUAAGAAAUUUGAUGAUGAAAUUGAGCAAGAAACUGCGGUACAAUGUGUUGAAGAAGAAGAGGAGGAAGAGGAGGAGGAUGAAGAAGAAGAAGAAAGUAAAGAGUAUCAUUCAGCCACAGAUAGUGACAAUGAUUCUGAAGACUUGGCUGUUAAAAAACAAAAAGCUAAAAAAUUAAAUAAAGAAAAAAAUAAAUCCAACGAUAGCAGUAAUGAAGAAAAUAAAAGUACGACUGCCAGUGAAGGUAGACGUUCGAUUAUUUUGUUAUCGGCAACUUUGACGAACGCGGUUGAAAAACUCGCCGGGCUCACUAUGACCAAUCCAGUACUUAUCGACGCCGCUGCAGAUAAUUUAAAAAAUUCAACUGGUAAUAUGAGUGACAUUAAUGAAGAUUUAAUUGUACCUCAAAGUGUUAUUCAGAGUUACGUCGUUAUACCGCCGAAAUUAAAGAUGGUUACACUGGCCGCUGCUAUUAUAGGGCUUUGUAAGCGCGCUGGUCAGCAUAAAAUUUUGGUAUUUAUGGCAACGCAAGACAUGGUGGAUUAUUACACAAAUAUUUUAUCUUCAACGCUAACUAAAUUAGAUGAUAAUGAUAAUGAUGAUGAUGAUGAUGAAGAAGAUGAAGGGAUGGAUCCUCUAAUAGACGUGGAAUUUUUUAAAUUACAUGGGAGCAUGACGCAAAAAGAAAGAACGGAAGUCUUUAAGACUUUUAGACUGUCUCGUACGGGCGUUCUUCUCAGUACGGAUGUAGCAGCCCGUGGUUUAGAUUUACCGAAAGUAGACAGUGUAAUUCAGUACACCGGACCUUUGUCAGCGCGCGAUUAUGUCCACCGAAUUGGACGUACGGCUCGUGCAGGAACCUCAGGCACAGCGAUUAUUUUCUUGACGCCGCCGGAAAUAGAAUUCAUCCGCAUGCUCGAGUCACGUAAGAUACGCAUAAAACAAGAGGACAUGGAUGAGAUAUUGGCGAAGCUGAUGGGACCGCUGUCGCGACAGCACACGAUCCAAGAAGCCGCCACAAGUCUGCAGAAUAAAUUUGAGAACUUUUUGCUGAAUGACAGUAAGCUGUACAACGCGGCCUGCAAGGCUUAUUCCUCCUGGGUACGCUUCUACACGAGUUAUCCACGGGAUAUGCGCGAGAUCUUUAAUCGGCAAACUCUUCACUUGGGUCACUAUGCCAAGAGCUUUGCUUUGAGAGAUCCGCCCCAGCGAAUUGGCUCUGUCAACAAACAGAUCCGUGAAAAAAAUCCUGAGAAGCCGGUUCAUAAUAAUCGUCUAUCUAAUAACAGGCCUGAAAGAAUAAGGCACAAACAAUCCAAGGAGCAUGGACUCGGUGCCGGCGCAUUAAAACGAUCACGAAUGCUAAAUGUUUCCGAGUAUGGAGAUGGAUUGGCGCCUAUGAAGAAAUCUAAAAAAUAAUUGUUAGGUUUAUUUUAAUUGUAAAAAUAUUUAAUAAAUAUUUUUAAUAAAGAA
Messenger RNA from Cotesia glomerata, 3094 nucleotides. RefSeq names its product probable ATP-dependent RNA helicase CG8611. The transcript is spliced from 10 exons. Bases 278 to 3040 code for a protein of 920 amino acids. Gene Ontology annotation, molecular function: ATP binding; nucleic acid binding. Gene Ontology annotation, cellular component: nucleus. NCBI's taxonomy places the organism in Eukaryota, Metazoa, Arthropoda, Insecta, Hymenoptera, Braconidae. Gene Ontology annotation, biological process: ribosome biogenesis. The record is from RefSeq and is a predicted model, not a curated record.